Messenger RNA from Moneuplotes crassus, 1298 nucleotides. Lineage: Eukaryota; Ciliophora; Spirotrichea; Euplotida; Euplotidae. The record is from the annotation of a GenBank genome assembly.
AUGGAAGGAUUGAUACAAUAUAUCAACUUUUGAUACCAAAGCUUUGUUGAUAACCAGUUUCCACACGAUGUUUAUGUAGUCAUGGGCAACUAUUCUGGAGACUUAGACUCCACGAUCGGAGCAGUUCUUCUGAGCUACUUUCUCACUUUGAAAUAUCAUGCUGCAAACAAUUACACCGAAGAAGUAAAAGAAGCUGCCAGAGUUUAUGUUCCAUGACUUGGAUACGAGAAGGAUCAUCUUCGGUUCAAGCUUGACGUGAUCGAGCAUUUGAAACAAACAAAUUUUCCGACAGACUCUGAAGACCAGUUCAAACUCAUCAGCAUAUUCGAUAUGGAUUUGAGUCGUCUGCUUGAAGACGAUAGACUGCAUUUGAUUCUUUACGACCACAACCAACUGCAGAUGCAAGAUUUCCCUUGCGAUAGUUCUGAAGAUUUUGAGAGGUUCGAAAGAAGAGUGGUUGGGAUUUACGAUCACCAUGUUGACCAACAUGCAUAUGAUGAUCAACUUGAGUUUAAUUAAGAUCGAACCCACAGGAUCUGCGACUAGGUAUUUUGAUCGUUGGAUUUAUAGCUUGAUUGUGAAGGACAUUCUUGAAUGGGAAAAGCAUAACGAAAAAAUUAUCCAGCCUGAUCUUGUCAAAUUUAUUCUUGCCCCAAUCAUUUUAGACUGCAAAUUUAGCAUUAAAAAGAAAAAGAUGAAACAAAACCCAGUAAUUUAUGACUCAAAGAUCCUCCUCAAGCUGCUUAAAAUUGGAGAGGAUGAGGACAUCAAGCAAAAGUAUUUCAAAAAUCUCAAGAGCAUACGCAAAGACCCUGAGUUACUGUGAGCUCUCGGAUUGCAGGGGCUGCUUGUCAGAGACUACAAGAGUUUUGAAUUUGUGGACGAAGAUAAUGAUAAGUUUACGUAUGGAAUGUCUACUCAGAAGAUUAGCUUGGGUUCGAUUCUUGAUCACUUGUUUAACAUAGGAAGAGAUAGUUGUGAAACAGAUUUGAUGCAACUUCCUGAUGAAUUAAUUGAAGAAUCUUUAGCAAUAAUGGAGAGAAAAUAACCUCUCACUCUUCAUUUUAAAAACUCCAGAAGACUCCUUUACCACAUUUUCAUGCUUUUCAACCUCAUCAGAACUCUUAUCUAAAAUCUACCAUUGGUUUAUGGAACAAGCCCCCACCUCCGAAUUCCCUCACUACAAAGAAAUCCACCACACUCUCUUCACCUUCCCCGGAGGCUGCUCACGAAAACAACUUCAGCCCAUCCUCCAAAACAUCCUCAAAGACACCCUCCUCAAAGACCUAAACCUCUAA